Trichobilharzia szidati is the source of this 5030-nucleotide messenger RNA. NCBI's taxonomy places the organism in Eukaryota, Metazoa, Platyhelminthes, Trematoda, Strigeidida, Schistosomatidae. The record is from the annotation of a GenBank genome assembly.
AUUCGAUAACUCAACGAAGCAAUGAUGAAUCACCACUCUGUCCUGGAGCUAUCAUCAUCGAAAAUAAUCACGACGGUGAAACUAUCCUUCGACCUGGUCGUAAAAGGAAUUUACCAAUGAAUGCCAGUGAUCCAGAUCAAUGGAAAGAAGAUCCUGUCAUUGGGAAUCCCAAUGAAAAUGUUGACAAUGACACAAAUGGCAUACGAUCACAGUGUAUGAGUUAUAUGACACAGAGACAAUUCUACGGGGAACAGACACUAACUCAACAUCAGUCUGUUCUACAUCGAAGUUUGGCGGAAUGUUUGAAACGUUUGUGUAAACAGAUGGAAAGAGAUUGUAUGCCGAAUACUUCUAGUGUUAUUAUGCCUUCUCAAGCACUGGACUUGAGUAUGUCAUCAACAAUGAAGUCAACGGAUAAUCUUCCUAUGAAUCAGAUGCUGGAGGCAAGCGGAAUGCCACUGAAGAACUUAUCACCAUCAUCAUCCUCAAGCACAACAUCUUUAUCUUCGACUUCUCCGUUAACAUCUAUAGGUUCAAAUAACAUUUCACAGACUUGUGUCAAUAUCAAUGAUAGUUUGGGACAAAAUAUACCAUUAUGUCAUCAAUUUGAACAUAUUCGUUCAGAUAAUAUUGGAACUAUUCUACCUUGUGUUACAAGUAAAACUGAUACAUUGCAAAAUUUGCCAUUGAUUAUGUCACAAAUGAAUUCAAGCUCAGCGUCAUUGAAGCAUAUACAAUCUCAUGACAAUUUAACAAGUUCAACCCUUUUAUUCCCCAGUCUGUCUUCCAAUCAGUUCAAUUUACCAACCCUAACACCAACAGCUACAACAGCUACAUCCAAACCACCAUCUUUACCAGAGACGGAUAUUUUUGCAAAACUCUCUGAUGCAUUUUAUUCCCAACGAAAUAGUGGUGGUGGUGGUGCCUAUGAUCAGUCGUCUCUGAUGAACAGCGUGUUGAAUCCAUCCGAUCUGAUUUGGAAUUAUGCAGCUAACUAUGCACUACACUGUCCACCGAAUAACUUGAACCAGAAUUUAUUAAACGAAAGCAAGAAAGAGGAUACAUCCACGUGUACAUCUCCUGAGUCAGCAUCAAAAGAUUUUGAUAGUGAAACGUCUUUAAAGCAUGAUUCUAUUGACACAGAACAUUUAGAAUCAAAAGCAAAUGGACUCUGGUUAACUGAAUCCGAUUUACACUCCCUACCAAAUCUUGUUGAAGCCAUUAAAAAGUUCCAUUCAAAUGAUGAAUGUGGUUAUGAAGCAUGUCGUGCAUCCAGACUGAGAGAACAUUAUCAUUGUGGUGUGUGUAAUAAGAUUCUUUUACGACGUGAAGAAAUGAUACGACAUGCUAAAUGGCAUAGAAAACGUGAAGAGAGUAUGCAGUAUGGAUUUAUGCGUUAUAGUCCAUGUGAUGAUUGUACAAUUGCCGCUUGUCCGCAUAAUGGACGUCAAACGCAUUAUCAUUGUAUGCAAACAAACUGUGACAAGGUUUAUAUCAGUACAUCAGAUGUCCAGAUGCAUGCAAAUUAUCAUCGUAAAGAUGCUGUUAUUAUUCAAGAAGGUUUUCAACGAUUUCGUGCAACAGAAAAUUGUGGUAUAGCCAGUUGUCCAUUCAGUAAAGAGCAUACAACACAUUUUCAUUGUCGACGUAAUAAUUGUCAUUUUACGUUUAAAAAUAAAGCUGACAUGGAGAAGCAUAAAUUACAUCAUCAAAAAAAUGAUCGAUAUGCUCAGGAUGGAUUUCGUCGAUAUAUAAAGUGUGAAAAUUGUGACUUUCCAGAAUGUCAGUACUCUGGUGUUAUCAAUCAUAUUCAUUGUAUACGACCAGGAUGUGACUAUGUGAUUCAUUCGUCCAGUCAAAUUCUCUCGCAUAAACGAAAACACGACAGACGCUUCACCUCUUUCUCACCUAGACACCUAAGCACUGUAUGUCGUGACGAUUUGAGUCAAACAUUUUCAUCGAUCAAUCAAGAUCAAGAAACAGAUUCCGACGGUGUGAUGACCACGACCACGGCGAUGGCGACAGCGACGGCGACAAAUGUAAUUGGAGGUGGCAACGACACUGACUGUAAUAGUUCUAUAACCUCGCCUGUUACUGACACACCUGAAAUCAAUGGGAAUUCAAAGCAUUCUGUGGAAAACACUAAAAAAUUCGCCGAAAACUGUGAAAUUCCCGUACUUCAGCAUAAUAACUCAAAUAUGGAAUUCUCUCCCAGUAAACUGUUUCAUCCGUAUGAUGAUUUAGACUUCAAUAUGACUGAACCAAUUUCAAUUACAAAUUUGCUAAGUCAAGUUUCAAAACUUGUUGGUCUGUGUAUUUGUCGACGUCAGAAUUGUGCUGAUGGGUCAUUUUAUGAUUCUGAUGGAGAUGUCAAUGGAAAGUGUAUAAGCAAAGAUCAGGAGAAUACGCCAAUCUGUACAAAAAUUGAUAAAAUUCUUAAAACUUUACACCAAUCAUAUAAUCAACAUUCGAAUGAAUGUUUCUGGCCUGGAUGUCCUUCAAAAAGUGGUAAAAAUGAUGCUAAAUUGCUCGGAGAUGCGCCACCGAAAUCCCUGUGUAAAUAUUGGUUAUCACAUUUAUGGGAAGCUUGCCUUUCAUUCUUUGCCUAUGUAGAAUGUGAUCGACCCAACUGUCCAAUGAAAUCUAUGCCCAAUCAUAUUCAUUGUCGUUUUUGGCCAAAAUGCAACUUUACCAACCCUUCAGGUUAUUCAAAUUUUCAAGUACUGUAUGAACACCUACUCCUACACGAUGAACAUUUCACCUCGAAAUUAAACUAUCCAGCAUGUAUUCAAAAUGAAUCCAUUUGUAAUCUAGCCCUGAACACAUCGUACAACUUUAUAAAUCCAAGACGUAGAGGUCGACCACCAAAAUAUGCAAAAUACAUUCAUGUGCCUCAUCUAAAUCCACCAGAGAAUUUAAGAACCACUGAUGACUACAGCAAAGAUUUAUCCUAUUCCAUGUUUUUCAGUCAACCGGAGGACAGCAAACCCGACAGUGUUGAUCAGUGCCAGACAAACACUCGAAUUGUUAGUGACUGUGAUCAGUUUAAGCAUAUUCAACUGGGUGUUAAAUUAUUUCUCACCGGUGAAAUUUGUCCCGAUAGUAAUUGUCCGUAUUUUUCAACACGUAAAGAACACUAUCAUUGUGUUAAACCAAGAUGUUAUACAGCCAGUGAUAGUCUGGAUGUGAUGAAUACUCAUCGACGAGAAUUUCAUCAGUAUACAAGUAUUGAACAAGGUUUUGAAUACUUCGACACAAGUAUUGAUUGUCGACGACCUAUAUGUCAUAAUAAUAAAGUACAUAGACACUUUCAUUGUAUUUAUCCAAAUUGUGAUUAUACAUUUGUUCGUGCUAGUACAAUGCAACAACAUGCUAAGAAACAUACAGAGAAUUUGAAAUCUACUCAAUCUGUCUCCGCUAAACACCAUAGUAUCACAAAUCUUACAAUGAGAAAUGUUCCGAGUGAUGAUAUACCUUCAGGUAAAGUGGUACUGUCAGAAACAGACAGUCGAAUGAGUAAUAAAGUCGCUGACGCACAGUCAAAUUCACAUAAUGCUACAAAGCUGGAUCCUGUUGUUCCACUUCUUCCAUUGGGUCUAAAUCCAGAACAAUUCCCUGUUAUCCUACCUAGUAAUCAGAACACCGUCAUCAACAACAAUAACAGCAACAACUCGUCGGAGGAUCAUUUAAAAAAGCCUACUCUUGAUGACCUUUCACAGCCUAUAGAAUGUACAGAGAAUGGCUUAUUACCCGGUUUACUUCCUAUAUGGGCUGCAGCAAUGGCAUCAGCCGCCGCUGCUACUUCUGCUAUCACGACAGGAUCAAGUUGUGAUCUAACUUCAAAAGUUGAUUAUGGUUCUAUGAUGUUAAAUGGAUGUAUGCCUGAUAUCCCUUGUAUCAGUCAGCCUUUUAAUCAAUCAAUAAAGUUGUGUAUACCUUCAGAGAGUCAUUUACCUGUGACUACAAGACAAAACAGUGUUCAAGUAUGACUAAUCUUCAGUACAAGGACAAAGAAACAGAUAUAACCCGGUUGGAUGUUCCUCUCGCUUCCCACUUCGCUUCUUCUUCCUCUCCUACUUCAAGUUUGAAAUAACCUACUCUAAAACUGAAGGCACAAGAUGUGUCACAUGAAGCUGGAACAAACUGCAGUAUUAUUUUGUCGCGUAACACUAUUAUCUUACUGUAAUAUAGGGUAAGAAUAAAUUAAAAAUUAAAAAUGUGGUGCUCCCAGUAUAGCCUUAAAAAAUAUACAACAUUUAAUAGCUACACAAAUAAACUGACUACUCUCUUUAGCAAAAAUCUUCAGAAAUGAAAAAUGAAUUUUCUACAUUUUACCUAAGUGGCCUUAUCAAUACAGUUCUUCGUGCUUUCCUUUUUGUAAACACUCUCAUUGUGCCUUUUUCCAUUAAAAGUAACAUAAAACAAGCCAAACAGGCUAUAUGCUUUGGCUGUUAAUGAUUAUUUAUUGAACUUUGAUAAAAAGCAUUUCACUGCCUUCAUUGUUCCCUCUAAUUUUUCUUCUCAUCGUUAUGCUCAUUUCUGCAAAAUAUUUUCAAAAGAUAUUUUAGCUACUUAUUUAUUAAAUAGUAGUAUAAAAUAAAAAUGCAUAAAAUUUGGAUUCAAAUGUCGUCUUCCAGUGAAUAAAUUAUUGUAUACUUACCACAUCACUUUUUAACCAUGAUUUCUUCUAAUGUAAAUCUCUUUUUAUAAUAACCGGUUGUAAGUUGCCUUAUUCUUUUGUUUUUCGAUUUCACACUCUAUUUGUAAAAAUCAACUGACUUUAAGCAAAACGUAUGAUAUUUAUGAACCCCUUGAACUUUGUAAAUUGUAAAAUAACAGGUAACUUACUUUAUUUAAAACCUUUACAAAAACACGUCAUCCAUAGAUCCUACUCAGUUACUUGAAAGAUUUCCAUACGGACGAAUAAAACAUCCUUUGUGGAUAGUUUGAAGUGACUCUUUACCCCGCCUUUUUAUUUUAUUUUAACUUAUUUCAACUUUUGUAAUGUAUCGCUUUAUAAAUUUUCCAUC